Messenger RNA from Melanotaenia boesemani (Boeseman's rainbowfish), 770 nucleotides. It is a transcript of the gene churc1, whose product is annotated as churchill domain containing 1. The record is from RefSeq and is a predicted model, not a curated record. Lineage: Eukaryota; Metazoa; Chordata; Actinopteri; Atheriniformes; Melanotaeniidae. Gene Ontology annotation, biological process: positive regulation of DNA-templated transcription; multicellular organism development; fibroblast growth factor receptor signaling pathway. Bases 169 to 507 code for a protein of 112 amino acids. Gene Ontology annotation, molecular function: zinc ion binding. The transcript has 4 exons.
GCUCUGCGUUGACGAUGUUCUACAGCUCUAAAGAUAAUAUAGUUCCGUACGGAAAAGGAAGUUUUGGUACAGAAAUUAGCUAAAUGCUAGCCGUGUACAGUGCGGUUCUGUACAACAUAUUUUUUUUUAUUUUUAUGUGUACUUUUAUUUAAAAACUUUAAGGUCAAAAUGUGUAACGGCUGUGUGCAAAAAGAGUAUCCGGACCGGGGUAGUACCUGUCUAGAGAACGGCUCAUAUCUGAUGAACUACCUGGGCUGCGCCAACUGCCAUCAGAGGGACUUCGUACUCAUCAGCAAUAAAACCACUGAGGAUGAUGAUGGAGAGGAAAUUGUCACAUAUGAUCAUGUUUGUAAAAACUGUGACCACAUAAUUGCCAGACAUGAGUAUACAUUCUCUGUUGUGGAUGAAUAUCAGGAGUAUACUAUGCUCUGCAUGCUGUGUGGAAAAGCAGAAGACUCCAUCAGUGUGUUACCAGAUGACCCGAGACAGUCUGCACCUCUCUUCUAGACAAAUGCCACCAAACCUGCAGCUUUUAGAUUGACAGUUCUCACCAUACAGAUUUCUCUCUUCCAUGGCUCUAAAGAGUUUUAUUAAACAUGCAAAGUACUAUUUAUCUACACUUUGAGGUAAACUUGUAAGUGGUUUUGAAGUGCUGAUCACUGUAAUAAUGGCAGAUGAGCAGGAGAUAAAGCUUUUUAAGAUACUACAAAAACAGAAAAAAAGUCCCUUGAUAAUUUACUGUAAAUAAAUUUUACAAUUUUUUCCAGUCA